AUGGAAAGCCAGCCAGUUGCGACGAAUAAGGGCCUUGCUGCCGAUAGCCCCAAGUACAGCGAAGACCUCGAGCAUGCUGCUACUCAUGGCACAUAUCUCGACAAGGAGGAAGCAUCUCACCUCUCUGAAGAGCAUCGCCAAUACCUACUCCAGCGUCAUGGCACACUUGAUCUCGACCCUCUGCCUACCAUGGGGACUGCUGACCCGUACAAUUGGCCUCAGUGGAAGAAAAUUAUGAAUGUCCUUUUCGUAGCUUUCCACGCCAUGAUGUGUGCAUUCCCCGCAUCUGCCAUUAUCCCAGCCUACGAGGAAAUAUCCCAGGACCUGGGUGUCAGUAUCCAAAAAGCAUCGUACCUUACUUCCCUACAAAUUGCCAUCUUAGGCGGUGGACCGUUAUUCUGGCGACCUCUCUCAACACGAUAUGGUCGGCGACCCAUCUUCAUCAUCUCACUGGUUGGAAGUCUAGUCUUCAACAUUGGCUGUGCCAAAAGCCGAACCUACGCUGCAAUGGCAACGUGCCGCGCGCUCCAAUCUUUCUUCAUUUGUCCACCCAACGCCAUCGGCAGCGCCGUCGUAGUCGAAACUUUCUUCCGUAAAGAGCGAGCAAAAUUCAUGGGCAUGUGGACCGUCAUGAUCACUCUGGGCAUACCACUUGCACCCCUCAUCUUCGGCUUCGUAACAUACAACGCGGGCUACCGGUGGAUCUACUGGAUCCUCGCCAUCAUCAACGGCGUCCAACUCAUCCUCUACUCCCUCUUUGGCCCCGAAACACGCUUCAUGCGGCACGACAAGGCGCAGCACGCGCAAUCCGGCCUCGCCGCCUACAAAGAAGUGUACCUAAAAUUCCGCCGCAUCGAUCCCACGCCCAUGAGCCUAUACGAAUUCAUAUCUCCCCUCCGCCUUUUUGCCUACCCCUGCAUCGUCAUCCCCGCCUGUGCAUACGCCAUGGUCUUCCUCUUCGCCUCCGUCCUCACCACCGUCGAAAUCCCCCAACUCUUCAUGGAAAAAUUCCACCUAAAUGCCCAGCAGCUCGGCCUCCAGUUCCUCGGCACCAUAGUCGGGACCGCGCUCGGCGAGCAAAUAGGAGGCCACUCCAGCGACCGCUGGAUGCGCUGGCGAGCAAGCAAAACCGCGCCUUUACGACCUGCCCCCGAGUUCCGGCUCUGGCUCUCGUACAUUGGGAUUCUGUUGACUAUCUGCGGCAUCACUGUUUUCCUGGUGCGCAUCGAGCAGGCGGCCCCACUGCAGUGGAACGUCACGCCCAUUGUCGGUGCGGGUAUAGCCGCGGCUGGGAACCAGAUUGUGACCACGGUGCUGAUGACGUAUGCGGUCGAUUGCUAUCCCGAAGAGGCUGGUAGUAUUGGCGUCUUCAUCACCUUCGUGCGGCAGAUGUGGGGCUUUUUGGGCCCGUUUUGGUUCCCGGAUAUGUUUGACAAGGUUGGUGUUGCGCAGAGUGCGGGUGUGGCGGCGGCGCUGUUGGUUGGGGCGAGUUUGGUGCCUGUUGUGGUUACGCAUUGGAAGGGGUUUAGUAGCAGGGGAAGUAUGGUGGAGAGAGGUUGA
Molecule: messenger RNA, 1560 nt
Organism: Bipolaris zeicola 26-R-13
Lineage: Eukaryota; Fungi; Ascomycota; Dothideomycetes; Pleosporales; Pleosporaceae
Exons: 2
Coding region: 1-1560 (519 amino acids)
Biological process (GO): transmembrane transport
Molecular function (GO): transmembrane transporter activity
Source: RefSeq, a predicted model, not a curated record